Drosophila albomicans is the source of this 2165-nucleotide messenger RNA. RefSeq names its product beta-galactoside alpha-2,6-sialyltransferase 1 (gene SiaT). The record is from RefSeq and is a predicted model, not a curated record. Gene Ontology annotation, molecular function: sialyltransferase activity. Lineage: Eukaryota; Metazoa; Arthropoda; Insecta; Diptera; Drosophilidae. The transcript has 7 exons. Bases 546 to 1961 code for a protein of 471 amino acids.
UUCAGGUGUCGAGGCGGCUGUCAGUGUGCCGCUGUUUCAGAUUCGUUUCAACUCGCGAAAGGGAAAGUUCGAGCAGCGGAUGAAGCUGCCGCCGCCUGCCUGCUCGCUGCUUGCCACUGGCCGCUAGUCAACUGCCACUUGCCACUAGCCACUUACAACCUGCCACAAUUGCGUGCCUCGAAACCAAGUCCAAGUGCGAGUAUUCGCGUACGCAUUCCACGAGUGUGUCGUGUUGUGUUCUGCUGUGUUUUGUGUUCUGUUGUGUGCUGUUCAAAUAUUUGCACAGGCAACACGGAUAAACGUUAACGUUAACGAGCUGACGGUCAAGCUGCUGCACAGUUUUUUCCACAGCACAGUUUACGGCUUGAAUUUUGCGGUUUGUUUUGCAUACUUUUAGGCGCCCAUCAACAAAGGUAUAUUUUACAUACACACAUAUACCAACGCAUGUUUGAAAACUCAUUCGCAGAUAUAAAUGUAAUGCGAGGAGGAAACGUGACUAAAAUUACUUUAAAAAAGAGAAACGCAGAAAAUGAAAUGAUUUAAAAAUGUUGCAAACAGCAAAACGGGGCAACCGGGCAACGUUGCCAGCGGCAGCAACGUUAAUCAGCACUCUUAUUCUCGCUGCAUUAAUAAUUCAAACGCAAGAACAACAUCAACAAGCAACGUCGCCGCCGCCUCAGCCACAACCGAAUGCGGCGAAUAAAACUCAGCCAGUUCACGAACCCAACGCUGAGGCGCAACGCGUUGUGGUGAAUAACGCAUCAGUCGAGACGCGCAGUGUUCCAGCAAAUGAUACAGUGCAACGUUUGCCUCGCAGCGUUUUCCAUGUGCGCUGGAAUCCCAAUGAGAAAUUCAUUGUGGAGAGCCGCGAGAGUCCGGCGAUUAACUCCUCGAAACUGGCGCCCCCUCCGCGUCUAAAGGUGUCGAAGAACACAAAGCUAACGCUUAGUCCAAAGCUGUAUCUAUGCCACGACAAGUAUGCGGAGCAGUGUCACAAUAAAACAGCUGCUUUCAGGCAGCGCAUUGUGCAGGUCUUUGAGCGUUCGAUGAAGGAGAAUCUGAACGAAUCCAAUCAUUACAAUGUGGACUAUAAGCCAGUGUUUGGCGACAGCUUUGAGGAGCAGUAUUAUCCCUCUACGUGUUUAGUUAUGGAGGCGGGAGUUCGUGUGCUGCGACGCAAGGAUGAGCCCUUUAAUAAGCUGCCUUUUGGUCGCCUGUUUCCGCGUCAGAAACUCUUUCGCGAUGCCAAGAACAUCAAGAGCUGUGCAAUUGUGUCAAGUGCUGGCUCACUGUCCGGCUCCAAGCUGGGGCGAUUCAUAGAUACGCACGACAUCGUGAUGAGAUUCAAUCACGCGCCAACCCGAGGACACGAGGUGGAUGUUGGCAGCAAAACCACAAUACGUGUUGUGAAUUCCCAAGUGGUUACCAAGCCCGAGUUUGACUUUGCGCAUGCGCCCAUCUUUCGGAACGUGACCAUCGCCGCCUGGGAUCCUGGUCGUUACAAUGGCACCCUCGAGGAUUGGCUGACGAGUGCCGACUACGAUCUGUUCACCAACUAUGAGAUCUAUCGCCGUCGAUAUCCCAAAUCACGCGCCUUCCUCAUCGAUCCGCACUCGGUGUGGCGUCUCUGGCAGAGUCUGCAAAUGUUUGCCGGCAAUCGCGUCAUUCGUCGUAAUCCGCCCAGUUCCGGGUUCAUAGGCUUGGCGCUGCUGUUGCCUCAUUGCCCCCAGGUGGACUUUGUCGAAUAUGUGCCCUCGACGCGACUCAACGGACGUUGUCACUACUACAGCAAAGAGAUGAACUCCGCCUGCACUUUUGGCUCGUGGCAUCCCUUGGCAGCCGAGAAACUGAUGGCGCUGGACAUGAAUGUGGCCGAUGAUAUGUCCGUCUUCCAGUUUGGCAUAUUACGUAUACGUCGACCGGACAAGCUGCUCUGUGGCUUCAACUUUUUCGGCUACUGAUGGGAUCGCGAACACACAGCCAGCAGCUGUCGUCAGGUUCCAUUGGGGACAAUCAACGUGCAUUUAAUCAAGCGGUUUUCACACAAGCGAACAACUCAUGUUUCAAGUAGCUUAAAGAGUCAUGCUGCAGUUGCUGCAGUAGUAUUUGCAAUUAAUAAACUUGUAUUUGCCUAUACUCCCGUAGGAGUGUGUGCGAUUGUGGGU